Molecule: messenger RNA, 2472 nt
Organism: Penicillium robsamsonii
Lineage: Eukaryota; Fungi; Ascomycota; Eurotiomycetes; Eurotiales; Aspergillaceae
Product: Zinc finger CCCH-type
Exons: 11
Coding region: 1-2472 (823 amino acids)
Molecular function (GO): zinc ion binding
Source: RefSeq, a predicted model, not a curated record
AUGGAGAAUAGGUCAUUUGACAACAAUGCGGGUCCAGCACCCCAGAUCCCAGAGUUGCCAUCCUCUUUGACAACUGAUGAGUUGUCAGCGGCCCGGUCGCAUGGCGUUGCACCCACCGAUGAGACAAGUGCUGCUCGCCAGUCAUCGACUCGGCGGCAGAAAUGUCGCUUUUUCAAAUCCAAAAAGGGAUGCCGAAUGGGAGAAGCAUGUCCGUUUCUACAUGAUGCCUCGACUGUUGAGGCUAAGAAAACAUCAUCGGAGCAGCAGAAACCAACCCAAUCUUCGGGAAGUGAAAGCCAGAGCUCGGCACAAGCCAUUGUCACUGGGACCGAGAGAUUGAAUAUUGGUGAAAACCAAUACAAGCAACGCUCCGUAGCAGCCCCCGUCCAGCCCCAACGACCAGUUUCUAAAAUGGAGCAGUCAGAUCCCAGAGAGUUCCAGAUCAACCAAUUGAGGCGGCGUUACCGUCCACAGGAAGUCAAUGAUGCCCAGGGCUGCACUUUGACCUUUGGCUUAGUACCUUCUGAUCCGGACUUCCCGUUUGAGCUCGAAAGACUCCAGUGUGUCCUUCAUGUCCCAAGCUCAUACCCAAAAGGGCGACCCAUGCUUGCAGUGACCAAUUCUGAAAUGGAAGCUGCAUAUCAAGCAAAUGUCGUCAGAGGCUUCGAUGAAAUUGUUGAUUUUACGUACCGCACCAACGGCCGGGGAACUCUCUUGGGCUGGUUGAACAGUUUGGACAAAAAGCUCGAAUCAUUGCUAACCACCCUGGAGCGUGGGCCAACGCUGAAGUUUUUUGCCAACAUUGGUGAUGGAUCCACAACGAAAGAACCCACCAAGGCCCCGGAGAAGCCUUUAAGCCAGCCGAGCCCGUCUCAAGGUCGUGGUAAAUCACCAAGUGCUGCUGCUAAGCCAGCACCACAAGCACGCACUGUAGCACCUAGACACACAGCCGAGGCAAAAGCUACAGCCGAGAAGAGACGAGCAACCGAGAUAAAACAGCUUGAGGCGCGCCUUGGAAGACUGCCGAUGUACCAAAAACUGCAAGAUGGCAGGACAUAUGUUAUUCCCAUUCAGCCAACGAAAAAGGACCGCCUGCCGCGAACACUUCAAGCACUGAAGACUGUGAAAUUGAUUGUGCCACAGCUCUACCCACUUGAGCAAAGCUCGAUCAAGUUACAGGGAGUCGAAGGCCCUGAAGUGAAAGCCACAGAAGUGGGAUUCACUCAGUGGGUAGAACAGACCUCGCAGCUGAGUCUGGUAUCUCAGGUCAACUACCUGGCCAGCAAUAUCCAUAAAUUCGCUGAAACCCCCUUACCAAAAGAGGAGGAGCCCACUGGAGCUGUACCUCCCACUGUUGAAGAGGACGAGGAAGAGGAGGCGGAGGAGCCUGAAAGGGCACCUGCUGCGUCCUCAACUCAGGAUAAUGAAGACAGGCCACAUCUUGUUGUGAUUCCACGGCCACCCGAAUGGUCGGUUCCUAAUCCCCAAAGUGGCGCCGAGGGGACAUCAGGCGAGUCUAGUUACGAGGAAGACGAGUUUUCAGAUGAAGAGGAAGAGGAAGAAGGGGGCGCACCCGUUCCCGCAUCAGUGGAUAACAACGCGCCCGGACGAGGCGUCGCACUUUCCUUCCCGUUCUUAGAGCUCUACGGAAUUGAGCUACUGGAAAUCUUGAACCUCAACAUCACGAUCAAAUGUGACAGAUGUAAAGUGUCAGUCGACAUCAAGCACGUGCCCCAAAUUUCCGACGAGAAGGGCCAGAUGCCGAAAAUGGAGUCGUGCCGGAAGUGUGCUAAUAAUAUGAGUGUCGCGUUCCGGAAGCAGUUGAUGCAUUCUCAUGCUAAUCGUGCUGGCUACCUUGACAUGGGCGGCUGUACGAUUGGGGACAUGCUUCUUAGCGACUUCAUCCCAACUUGCUCCGAGUGCUCAACCCCCCAUCCAGCACCAGGUAUACCUGCAGUUCGCGGCGAGAGUGCCAUGGGUAUAUGUCGCCAGUGCCAUCGCAAAAUGGUCUUCAAGAUCCCCGAGGUGAAAUUCCUUCUUGUGGGAAGUGCAGCAAUCACUUCUCGUGGAGCCCUCCCCCUCAAAAGAAAGCCUCAGGAAGUCCUCGGUAUUGUCGCAGGACAAGAACUUCCUCGACGCGGGCGUUGCCAGCACUAUGCCAAGAGUCAACGCUGGUUCAGAUUCAGCUGCUGCUCAAAAGUCUUCCCUUGUGACAAGUGCCACGACGCAGAAACUGACCACCCGAACGAACACGCAAAUCGUAUGAUAUGUGGCUACUGCUCCCGCGAGCAGAUAUACAGGCCCGAGAACUGCGGUAUCUGCAAAGCUGUUCUGAUUGGAAAAGCAGGAAGUGGGUUUUGGGAGGGCGGAAAGGGAACGAGAAAUCGGGCUCUGAUGAGUCGAAAAGAUCCGAGGAAAUUCAAGCGGAUUGGAGCCAAUCCUCCCACUUCGAGUUCAUCGAAGCGGAAGUAA